UCGUUCUUCCCCAUCAUCUCUCUCUCUCUCUUUCUGACGAGCCAGGAUUAAUUACACCUAGUCCCAUCUACCUAAAGGCUUCUGGUUCUGGACUCUGGAGUAGUAAAUUACUACUAGAAAGAACCAUAAUACGUUGCCGUAUUUAAUUGAUUCCUGAGCGUACACCAUCACACGUUCAUGUUUCCUGCCUGCUACAAGCCCCAUCCCCAGGCAGAGGUGUUCUCUCGGGGGAUGAUGCGUUGGAGUGAAUCUGGGGAAAAAAAAUGUUGAAGCAUUGCUAGGUGGUUGCCACAUGUGACAUUCUCUGGGAUCCUCUUUUGGUGGGUUCAGAGAUUGGGAUUUACUCUUCACUCAUUAACGUCCUAGGGGGUGUCUAGCUCUGCGGUAGGCUUUUGGAUCUGAGGGGUGUCUUUGGCAGAGCUAUAUACUAUGAGUUCUGGCCCUUUUGAAUUAUUUCGCAAGGAAGAAGGUGAAUGUAGUUGAAGUUGUCGGCUGGUGCUAGUGACCUGUUGUCUUUGUUAUCUGGUUUGCAAAGUUUUCGCGCUUUAGUGGAGUUCAAUUUUGGAAAACUGGGACAUAUAAAAGAGCGUGGGCUGUUUUUUUGAGCAUAGGCAAGAAAGACAUAUUGGGUUUUAGGCUUUGAAAUGGGGCAUGCGGCAGUUUGGGAUCCCAGAGCUGCAAUUGAGAUCACGAAGGAUUGGAAUGGGGUUGAUCAGAUAGUGCUUCGGAACCCUCAAGGCGCCUCUGCUCGGGUUAGUUUGCAUGGAGGACAGGUUACUUCGUGGCGCAAUGACCGAGGUGAAGAACUCUUAUUUACUAGCAGUAAGGCUAUUUUUAAGCCUCCAAAAGCAAUGCGUGGAGGAAUUCCUAUUUGUUUCCCCCAGUUUGGAAAUUGUGGAUCGCUUGAGCAACAUGGCUUCGCAAGGAACAAAGUUUGGACCAUUGAUGAUAACCCUCCACCUUUUCAUCCAAAUGAUACAUAUGGCAAAUCAUUCGUUGACUUGCUACUGAAAUCAUCAGAAGAUGAUCUGAAGUGCUGGCCUCACAGUUUUGAGUUUCGUCUUCGGGUAUCACUUUCAUCUGAUGGUAAUUUGUCCUUGCUAUCACGCAUUAGAAACGUCAAUGGGAAACCAUACAGCUUCUCAUUUGCGUACCAUACAUAUUUUUCUGUCUCUGACAUAAGUGAAGUAAGGAUAGAAGGAUUGGAAACACUGGACUAUCUAGACAACCUUUGCCAAAGAGAACGCUUUACAGAGCAAGGAGAUGCAAUAACUUUUGAAUCUGAGGUGGAUCGCAUCUAUCUUAGUUCACCUAACUGCAUCGCGAUACUUGAUCAUGAAAGAAAGCGAACAUACGUGAUAAGAAAGGAGGGGUUACCAGAUAUGGUGGUGUGGAAUCCAUGGGAAAAGAAAUCCAAAGCAAUGAUGGAUUUGGGUGAUGAGGAGUACAAACAGAUGCUUUGCGUUGAUGCGGCAGCUGUAGAGAAACCCAUCACUCUGAAGCCAGGAGAGGAAUGGACAGGACGUCUAGAACUUGCAGUUGUGCCAUCAAGCUUUUGCAGCGAUGAUUAAAUUUCUAUGGAAGGUGUUUUUGAAGUUUGGAGAGAGAGUAAUCAAAGCAUUGGCCUAUAAGUUUUUUAUUGGGCUAAAUGUUUUUUUUUUCUUUUUUGGGGUCCUGAUUAUUGAGCUAGACUGAAAUGUUACUUGGUGUAAUGCUGUAUAUCCCUGUUAGGAUCAUUAAAACUGCUCCCAUGAGCCUAGCAUGGCCAAUAGUUUUUAAAAAUGGCUGCUCUUUACAUUAUUUGAUUUUUGAGAAAUCUAGUUAAGAGAUAUCAGGUUCCUUCUUGA
Molecule: messenger RNA, 1847 nt
Organism: Coffea eugenioides
Lineage: Eukaryota; Viridiplantae; Streptophyta; Magnoliopsida; Gentianales; Rubiaceae
Product: putative glucose-6-phosphate 1-epimerase
Exons: 9
Coding region: 645-1571 (308 amino acids)
Biological process (GO): carbohydrate metabolic process
Molecular function (GO): isomerase activity; carbohydrate binding
Source: RefSeq, a predicted model, not a curated record